Molecule: messenger RNA, 3667 nt
Organism: Hypanus sabinus (Atlantic stingray)
Lineage: Eukaryota; Metazoa; Chordata; Chondrichthyes; Myliobatiformes; Dasyatidae
Product: SLAM family member 5-like
Exons: 6
Coding region: 51-1094 (347 amino acids)
Source: RefSeq, a predicted model, not a curated record
UCCUCCUGUGACAGUCACAAGGCCAUCGAACUCACCAGACAAGCUUGAAGAUGGGGACGUCCUGGAACUGUGCUUUUGUAUUGGCGAUCUUUCUCGCCAGGACUGGAGCUUCCCCUGCCAUCGUGAAUGGAACCCUGGGACACUCGGUUUCCUUGCUUCCUUCGAUCCCAGUCAGACAGGACAUGGAUGAGGUUGUGUGGAGAAGGUCAUCAUCCAGCACAAAGAUAGCACGAUACUUGGAACGGUCGAUUAAAUACUUUAAUACCAGUUACAACAACCGAAUAACUCUUCAUUCCGGAAACUUCAGCCUGGAAAUCCAUGAUCUGAGGAAAGAGGAUGCUGAUGAAUACGAGGUCAUUGUUACAGCAGGAGAUUCAGGAGACGAACGCAGAGAGCGUAUCCAACUUAAGGUGUACGAGCUUGUGUCAGGAGCAAACAUCACAGCUGAGAACAUCACAGCUGAGAACAUCACUGGGAGCUGCAACUUCACCUUGACCUGUGCCGUGACCUCAGGUGACCCCACCAGCUUCACGUGGUGGAGAAAUGGAGAAGCUUUGGUAAAAGACAGCACCUGGCACAUCUGGGUACUCGGAAAUAUGCUAGAGGUUCAUCACACUGCAGAGGUCGAGGACGCUGUGUACAUAUGUGAGGCCAGGAACCCCAUCAGUAAUGAAGCUGCAGAGAUCAAGCUGAGGGACAUCUGCAAAUUGAACACAUAUGCUGACAAAUCGUCAAACAGCAACAACAUUGCAGUCAUUGCAGCCAUUGCAGUCAUUGCAGGCACUCUAAUCAUCGUCUUUGUGGUUGCCAUUAAGAUGAAGGGCUCAGUUCGCUCGAUUUAUUUCACCCACGGGAGGAGGACAACAGAAGGGAGCAGGCCUGAAGACCCAAGUCCCUGCACUAUUUACUCAGAAGUUCAGGCAAUAAACAGAACAGCAACUAACCGGCAGCCUCCAGAGGGAAACGAGAUGGUUCACAGUCAAGAGGAGAUGAUGAAGAUUCCUCCCACCGUGUAUGACACCGUCAAGACCCCUAGGUCCCCUCAAAUAACCCACCAUUGUGAACCAGGAGACAACCAUCCUCCACGGAUGUGAUCCGUGUUCGACAGCCACAGUCAUGAGUGCUUGGGUGUUAAAUCAGGGUGGGGAUGGUGGGAGGGCAGAUAUUGCAAUGGGUUUCUCUUGUGGCCCAGGCAGUACCCCCGUGAGGGUAGGUGUGGGUGGGGUAGGUAGAGCAUGUAUAUCGGGUAACUUGCCCACCCCAUCCUUCACCCUUCCUGUUCAUACAGCUCACCGAGUACCAUCUGUACCAAACCCAUUCACCCCAACACCUGAUCCGUAGCCUCUGUGCUUUGACUAUUCAAGUAUUCUCCAGAUACUUUCAAAUCUUGUGAGAGAACUGUGUUUCAGGUUGCAAACUUGCUUUCCUGAGAUCCCCUCGAAUGCCUCUACUCCUCAGAUUAAACCUAUGCCCUCUGGUUCAGGAUUCCUCCAUUAUCUGCCAAUUACUAACUCAAGUUCAAGUUUAUUGUCAUCUGACUGUUUUUAUUUACAACCAAAUGAAUCAAACAUCCUCUGGAGUGUGGCACACCCACAAGUCGUAUACCACACACAACACAUAAAACAUCACAUUAUUACCACAAAUAAUAAAAUGUAAUUCCGAGCACAUGUAGUCUGCAGGACCAGUAAGCUGUUCACUAUCUGAGUGACGAGACCUCGGUGCUGACAGGGGAGGCAUUAGUCUCCCAGCCUGAGGGAAGAAUCUGUUCCCGAUCUGUCAGUCCCAGUCCUGUUGCUUCAGUACCUCCUUCCUGAUGGUGUUGGCGAUUUUGAGAUGGGUGGAAGGGGUCCUCAUCAAUACUUUGGGCUCUUUUAUCAACACUCCCAGUAAAUGUGACAAACAGGGGGAGGGAGACCCAGCUGAACCUCUCGGUGGCUUUUAUUCUGAGCGCACCAAGAAACUUCAUACUCUUCAGACUCUCUACAGCAGAGCCACUGAUGUGCAAUGGAGAGUGGUUGACAGGAGCCUUCCUGAAGUCCACAGUCAUCUUUUGUCUUGUCUACAUGGAGACUAACACAAAAUAUAAAAAUGGAUAGUAAAAGUUUUUAAAAUUAUAUAAAGUGGAAAAGGUUGGCUAAAGUGAAUGUAAAUCCCUUGGAGGAUGAGAAAGAUGAAUUGAUAUUGGGGAAUGAGAAAACAACAGAGGCUUUGAAUGAUUAUCUUGUGUCAUUCUUCACAGUGGAGGACACGUCUGGGGGUGUUCAUGCAUUGCAACACUUUUAAAGCAAAGUAGAACGAUUGCCUUAUAGUGCUGAGAAAAAGCAAUGUUGAGCGUUUAACAUGUCAUGUCCAACUGGUGUGAGAGAACUGCAUGAGCUUGCCCAGAAAAGACAGGUAUGCAGUAGUGCCACAAAGUCUGCAUUGUCACUGUUAAUAAAAUUAAUAAAGCUACUUUAGUUCUUAAUUCUAAGUUCUUAUCUGGAUUCUUGGACUCCACGUAUCCCGUACAUUUGCAGCAAAAUGCUUUACUCUUAAACUCAGUUCCUCUCACAAUGAAGGCCAAGAUUCCACUUGAUAACAUGUGACACCUGAAAACUACCUUUUGUAGUUCAUAUUCUGAAGUCACUCUUUCCCAGUCAGUCCUGAUGAAGAAGCUGCAGUGUGAAGAAAAGCUGUUCUCAAUCUCCCCGCAAGGAUGCUGACAUAAUGAGCUCUUUCUGUCUUCAUUACAGCCAUCCAGCAUUUCUCAUUUUUAUAACUCAAUGAAACAGGUCACGCAUGUCAGGUUGGAAUAGAGAGUAGUGUUUAUACCCUAAUCUAUAUUUCCUCAAUGCCCCACAGUUUUUGCUCCCAGAGCUGGAAUAGACAGUGUGACCCUGUUUUUGUUUAGCUUAUCCUCGCCACAGUCUUUGUUAGCAUCUACAUAGGCUGCAAGAACUUGAUACCUAUUCUGGAUCAAAUCCUCGUCAGCGGUUCCUUGCAACUGCCUUGUUCAUGAUCAUAUCACCCUGCUCAAGCUGCUAACCACUUUCAAGUAGUUUACGGUUAUGGCAGUGUCCUAGCAAUGUAUCAUUAGCGCAGAUCAGACUCAACUCAAAGCAGAAGAAUCUGAAGCUACUUGUGAAAGUAAAGGGAAUAAAAUCACCGGUGGUAGUUGUCUAUCAGCCACUGAAUAAUAUUAUAGUGGCUUAGGCAAUAAACAGAGAAACAGAGAGAGCGGGGGUAUUCCCUUCUGCCGCCUGCAUGGGCUGAUGAGUCUAUCGGGACCCUAAGGACUUGUGGAAACUGUGCGGUGGUUUCUUUUGAACUUAUAGUCUUUUAACAUCAUUGGACUAUUUUUACUGUGCCUAUGGUCUGUUUUUUUUUAAUCAAUUAUUCUAUUGUUUGCACUGUUGUAACUAUGUGGUUUUGUGCAGGUCUUGUAGCUUUAGUUUUUGGUUUGUUGGGUGGUAGAGUUGGUCUCCUGACUUAGUGUGUCUGGGUAGUCUUGUUUUAUCUGGUGGAUUUGGAGCUCCUUUCCGGGGAAUGUGCUAAGACAGUAACAUGAUUUUAAUAUGCAGCAGCCUCUCCGGACUCUGGAUUUGGGGAUUGCCAAAUGUUAUGUGGAUUUUCUGGUGUAGUCUGUUUUGUAGUGUGCUUUUGUGAUAUCAUUCUGGAGGAACAUUGU